Pipistrellus kuhlii (Kuhl's pipistrelle) is the source of this 1466-nucleotide messenger RNA. It is a transcript of the gene SCRG1, whose product is annotated as stimulator of chondrogenesis 1. NCBI's taxonomy places the organism in Eukaryota, Metazoa, Chordata, Mammalia, Chiroptera, Vespertilionidae. The coding region runs from base 1018 to 1311 and encodes 97 amino acids. The record is from RefSeq and is a predicted model, not a curated record. The transcript is spliced from 3 exons.
CUCUCUCCCUCUAAUCUUAUCUUCCACCAUCACUAGUUCCAGGACACAAAACUACCUGUGAUCCCCAAACUUAUUACCCAGUCCUUCACCUUCAUGCUUUUGUUAAUACACCCUAGAAUAACCUUUUCUCCAUUUUCUGUCUAGAUAAUCCCUGUUCUAUUAUAACAUUUCCAACUCCAGCAACACUAUUCCAAAUUAAUUUUUUUUUAAACCAGCAACUGAAGGAUAGUUAACAGAUGCUACAAUUCCAGUACACUUUGCUCAACACAGAAUGAAAUUUCUUUUGUGCCUUUAUUUCUGAGACACAGAAUAGAUUUCUUCUUAAGUCAUUGUACGUUUUGCUUUCCAUUGGCUGGUAAUGAGAUUUGGAAUAUAAUUUCAAUCAAAAUGUUAUAACAAGGGAUAUAGAUGGUGAAGAAAACUUGGUGACAAAACACAAAGAAACUAUGAGAGGAAGAGGCUCUCAGCUGUUUUCCUAAAUCCUAUUAGCCAUUUCUCCAUCUCCUUCUCCCGUUCCUUCCCUCUCUCCCUAGUUCUCUGUCCCUAUCUCUCUGAGUGUCUCUCUGUCUGCAUCUCACACACACAUAUGUGCCUGUGUGCACACACUUUUCUUCAGGUAAAAGAAAAACAUCACUCUCUCUGUGUUCUUUAUAAAUCCCUCGGGUUUAAUAUUUUAUUGCCCUAAGUCUGCCUCCCUGAGGUUCUUGUAUAGACUCGUUAUUCCUCUCUGUAAAGAAGCUGUUUAGUCCAUCUUCGCCUGGUGUGUAAGAGCCCAAGGGAGGCAGUUCUUGCAGCCCAGUCUUCCACCCCCCGCCCCAAGAGUCUUGGCUGGAGCAGCCAGUCUGUCAAUCCCAGGCGGGAGACAAGGCAGACAAAGGUUCAUUUGUGAAGAAACUCCUUCCAGCACCUCCUCUCUUCUCCUUCUGCCCAAGCUCACCCAGCGAGUUGGAGCAUUUUAAGAGUCCCUCUGACAAGAAGACCAGAAGGAAAGAAGAAAAGGUAUGUCCAAAAGCCAAAAUGAAAUUUAUAGUACUUGUCACCAUUGGGCUAACUUUGCUGCUAGGAGUCCAAACCAUGCCUGCAAGUCGCCUCUCCUGCUACAGAAAGAUACUCAAAGACCGCAACUGUCACAGCCUUCCAGAAGGGGUAGCUGACCUGACAAAGAUUGAUGUAAACGUCCAGGAUCAUUUCUGGGAUGGAAAGGGAUGUGAGAUGAUCUGUUACUGCAACUUCAGCGAAUUGCUCUGCUGCCCAAAAGAUAUCUUCUUUGGACCAAAGAUCUCCUUUGUGAUUCCUUGCAAUAGUCACUGAAAAUCUUCAUGUAUUCCGGAGAGCACCAUCGCUAAUUUCACAGAACCUGCAUUUCUACUUUCUAUCCAUGUGCAAAGCACAGAUUUUAUAAAUUCUCACUUGUCUAAGACAAGUAAACUUGUGUCAAACAAGUAGUAAUAAAAGUUAAUUCAGUU